GAACUUCCGCUGCGUUUCUGAGGCGGAGCAGGAACUCUAGAAACGUGCGUCAGCUGGGAGGGGCUACCAGCUUAGUGGUUUGAAGGAGGGAAAACAAAACCCUAUAGACACAACUUUGUGCAAAAGUAAACUAUAUUAUAUUUAAGUUUGAAAGUAGAAGCUCUUCAAAGCUGAGCUAAUUCCGGUGCCCAUUGUUAAAACUUCACUUUUUAAAGCGGUGUGAGGUGUUUGAGGACCGCGGAAGUUUCUGAACUCUGUGACCGUGCAGCAGCUUCAGCAGGAGGGCAUCCAGUGUGCUGCUCACAUCAAGGUGUACACCCGUGUGAAUGUCCACGUUGAACAAAGUGCAAGGUCCUCUCACAGCUCAGAUAUGAGCUGCUAUCAGCUCUAGACACUGCUGCUCCUCACUUUACCCUGCAUAUAACUUUAAAUGUGCCUUUUUACACUUUCAUUUUUUUAAGCUAGUUUUAUUUUUUGCACUGAAAAUGUCGUGCCUGUUGCUAGGAGUCCUACGGAGACAUGGUGGUGUUGGAGCAAGUGUCGGGGUUCGGUCCCUGGCCUCCAUCCCCUCUCUGCCCCCGGCGGUGGCUGAGUUUGUGAGGGGAGCGGUGGACGAGUGUAAGCCCACCCGUGUGCAUGUGGUGACGGGGACGCCGGAGGAAACGGCCAACAUCCUGGCAGGUCUGGAGAAGGAGGGGAUGGUCAAGAAGCUUUCCAAAUAUGAGAACUGUUGGUUGGCACGUACAGACCCAAAAGACGUGGCUCGGGUGGAAAGCAAGACUGUGAUUGUGACCAAGAGCCAGAGGGACACCAUCCCCAUCCCUGCUGGAGGGGUGAAGAGCCAGCUGGGCAGCUGGAUGAGCGAUUCCGACUGGCAGAACGCGAGACAGGAGCGUUUCCCGGGCUGCAUGGCAGGCCGGACCAUGUAUGUGAUCCCCUUCAGUAUGGGUCCUGUAGGCUCGGCUCUGACUAAAUACGGUGUCCAGGUGACAGACUCGCCAUACGUUGUGGCCAGUAUGGGGAUCAUGACGCGCAUGGGCACUCCUGUCCUGAACAGACUGGCUGAAGGAGCGGAGUUUGUCCGCUGUCAGCACUCUUUGGGACGACCUCUUCCACUCAAGGCCCCUCUGGUCAACUCGUGGCCCUGUAACCCACAGCAGGUGCUCAUAUCUCACCUGCCAGACACCAGGCAGAUCAUGUCCUUCGGCAGUGGCUAUGGAGGAAACUCGCUCCUGGGGAAGAAGUGCUUCGCCCUACGCAUCGCUUCCCGCAUCGCCAAGGAUGAAGGCUGGCUGGCCGAACACAUGCUGAUCCUGGGUAUUACCAACCCUCAGGGAGUGAAGCGGUACGUCGCCGCGGCCUUCCCCAGCGCCUGUGGUAAAACCAACUUGGCCAUGAUGAAACCAUCUCUGCCAGGCUGGAAGGUUGAGUGUGUUGGCGACGACAUUGCGUGGAUGAAGUUCGACAGCCAAGGGAAACUGAGAGCCAUCAACCCAGAGAACGGCUUCUUCGGCGUGGCUCCCGGCACCUCAGACAAGACCAACCCCUACGCCAUGGCCACCAUCUCCAAAAACACGGUGUUCACCAACGUUGGCGAGACCAGCGAUGGAGGAGUGUGGUGGGAGGGCCUCGACCCCCCCGCACCCGGGGUCACACUCACAGACUGGCACGGAAAAGCCUGGCAGAGAGGAAGCUCGACUCUGUGUGCCCACCCCAAUUCCCGCUUCUGUGCCCCGGCGGCUCAGUGUCCCAUCAUUGACCCCCAGUGGGAGAGUGAGGAGGGCGUUCCCAUCGACGCCAUCAUCUUCGGUGGCAGGAGGCCCGAAGGAGUCCCUCUGGUCUACGAGUCUUUCAACUGGCAACACGGAGUCUUUGUUGGAGCCUCCAUGAGGUCUGAGGCCACAGCAGCUGCUGAGCAUCAAGGCAAGGUGAUUAUGCACGACCCCUUCGCCAUGCGGCCGUUCUUCGGUUACAACUUUGGCGACUACCUCGCUCACUGGCUGAGCAUGGAGCGCAGAAAGGCCCCCACUCAUCUGCCCAAGAUCUUCCAUGUCAACUGGUUCAGAAAGGACCCGGCGACCGGCUCCUUCCUCUGGCCCGGUUUCGGCGAAAACGCCCGCGCACUGGAGUGGAUCUUCACGCGCUGCGGCCGGGAGAGGGAGGACGAGGCUGCCAAGAAGAGCAUUAUCGGCUGGCUGCCAGAAGAUGGCGCCAUCGACACUAAAGGUCUGGGCGGCAAGGUGGAUAUGGGUGCCCUGUUCGAUGUGCCCAAGUCUUUCUGGCAGAAUGAGACGAAGGAGUUGAGAGCCUACUUCACUCAGCAAGUUGGAGCCGAUCUGCCUGCACAGGUGGAGGCUGAGCUGAAGGCACUGGAGGACAGAGUGCACAAUUAAAACUCUCCUGACAGGAAGUUCAUCCUGAAACAGGGAGGUAGUCACUUAUGACAAUAUUCAGAUCAUUAAGGUGCAAUCAGAGUCACUGGCUGAGCUUACAUACACAGAGAACUUAGUUCUGAAAACAGUUAUUUGGUUUUAAACUUAUAAACUUAUGCUGCCACUCCUCUUUUGUCUUCACCACAUAGGAAUUGCACUGAAAUGCUAGUAUGAAAGAGUUCUAGUACUCGCUGCUCAGUCAAAGAUGCUUUAUGGCAACUUUAAGAUCUAUAAAGAAUAAAAAAGCUCCGCCUCCAAAAAGACCAAUAGCCAGUAGUUACAUUUCUCUGUGCAUGAAAACACAAGCAGUGACUCUUGCCUUUCUCUUUUAUGAAGAGACUUCUCUUGGGAAUUAAAUGUCAGAGAUAAAAAGCUAAUCUACAAUUUAAUAACUUUGAAUACGACUUCACACUAAAACUGUAACAGAGUCUGGUGGCAGGAGGGAGCUUUGACUCCACAUGAAGGUUAGAUUUCUGUGACCUUGUCAAACUUGUUAUGUAGAGAAGCUAAUGUCACGUCACUCACAAGACAUGGCCUCUGAGACCUGUAACAACACAAUGUCUAGGGUGCUAAUGUUUACAGUUUAACAUGGUUACUCAUAACAUUUUUAUAAGUGAAUAUUAGCUCCAGAUCGUUUAAUACAAUAUUGACAGAGUCUCAUAAAAUGCCCUUUUAUUUUAAAUUGAGCUUGAUAUUCAAAUACAUAUAUAUCAGAAGGACAAUAACUGCUCAAAACAUUGCAGCAGAUUUCCAGUGGGAAUUACUAUGCAUAAUUCAACUUGACACUUUGUUAUGUUUGAUUUAAAUUGUAUGAUUUCAGGUGAUGUUUACGCGCAAAAUGUGAAAUGUUGGACCAAAAAAUGCAACUGAGAUUACUAGGUAUUUUAAGAAGUUGUAUGCCAGGGUUUUUAUUACAGUGCAAUGAAUAAAUAUCUUCAAAUGCA
This is a messenger RNA of Cottoperca gobio, 3376 nucleotides long. RefSeq names its product phosphoenolpyruvate carboxykinase 2 (mitochondrial) (gene pck2). Gene Ontology annotation, biological process: propionate catabolic process; response to starvation; gluconeogenesis. The record is from RefSeq and is a predicted model, not a curated record. Gene Ontology annotation, cellular component: cytosol. Gene Ontology annotation, molecular function: phosphoenolpyruvate carboxykinase (GTP) activity; GTP binding; manganese ion binding. Lineage: Eukaryota; Metazoa; Chordata; Actinopteri; Perciformes; Bovichtidae.